GAUUCAACUCACUCAUCGCAGCAACUGUAGCGCGAUGGCACCUCCAAACUUUGCUUUGUGCUUUGCAUGUUUGUUUGUGGUUUAUUUGGCUCACACAACAGCUUUAAAGCAGUCAUCAUUACAUUUUCAAUCAGCCAGUGUUGGGGAAAGCAUCACUUUGUCAUGCUUCUGUCAAAAAACGGAAGCAGUGAUGUUUUACUGGUAUAAACAGUCUGUGGGACUGACACCAAAGCUGAUGUCUUCAUUCCACAGUUAUAAGACCAACAUCACCUUUCAUGGUGAAUUUAAUAAUCCACGUUUCUCCCUUGACAUUGAAAACCGUAAAAAUCAAUUGAAGAUUUCAGAUUUCCAAUUUUCAGACUCAGGUACUUACUACUGCUUAAGGAACAAUUUUGUUGAUUUUGAAUUUUGCAAGGGGACAACUGUUACCACAAAAGGUUCAGGUCUGAACAUCCCAGCUGUGGUCCAUCAGUCAGCAUCGCAGACCAUCCAGCCAGGAGGCUCUGUGACUCUGAACUGUACAGUACACACUGGGACCUGUGAUGGAGAACACAGUGUUUACUGGUUCAAAAACUCUGGAGAAUCUCAUCCAAAACAUAUUUAUACUCAUGGAGGAAGGAAUGAUCAGUGUGAGAGGAAACCCAGCACACAAACACACUCCUGUGUCUACAAUUGGACGAUGAGGAGCCUGAAUCUGUCUCAUGCUGGGACCUACUACUGUGCUGUUGCCUCAUGUGGACACAUACUGUUUGGAAAUGGGACCAAGCUGGACCUUAAGUAUGAGGUGGGCUCUCUUGUGUAUAUCUUGAGUGCAGCUUUGUCAUUCACCACCGUCCUGGUUGUGUUACUGGCUUUCACAGUGUACAAGAUGAGUAAAAGGAAGUGCCAAUAUACAGAGUCUAAUGUGAUAUUUUCAACAACUUCUGCUCCAAAUGAAGCGUCAUGUCAAGAUACAGAGAACCUCCAUUACGCUGCUUUAAGGGAUCACAAGGUCAACCGAUCCAGAGGACAGAGGAGCAACACUAAUAAUGAAUGUGUGUACUCCAGUGUAAAGCAGUAGACCUGCACCUACCUUACGCCUAUUUCAAUAAAUAUAAAGGCUUUCCUUGGAAUAAAUUUUGCAGUAA
Scatophagus argus is the source of this 1127-nucleotide messenger RNA. Its product is annotated as immunoglobulin kappa light chain-like. The coding region runs from base 35 to 1060 and encodes 341 amino acids. The record is from RefSeq and is a predicted model, not a curated record. Lineage: Eukaryota; Metazoa; Chordata; Actinopteri; Scatophagidae. Gene Ontology annotation, biological process: response to bacterium. The transcript has 5 exons.